UUGCACCUUGUCACAGUUUUGCAUGUUGGCUGCAGUCCAGACUGUAGGGUGACACAGACAGAGCCUCCACUCAUUCAGCUUAGAUCAGGGAACUCUCUUACUGUUAGGCUACUUUCCAACCGUCGGGGUAUGAAAAUAGGCAACUAUAGAUAUUAAAACGGCUUUUUCCACCCCUGCACAGUUGCUUCCAGUUGGUGAAAGUGGAAUACAUGGACUAUGCACUGCGAGCGAAGGAUGAUGAAUGUGGAGGUUUGUUUGCUGGCAUGUUUGAUUGUGACUGGUGGCUUGACUUUGGGUGUGGGGCCUAACCAAAACAUGGAAUUUACAUUUCUGUUACCUGCUGGCACCACAGAGUGUUUUUACCAAACCACCGUGAGGAACGACAGUAUGGAAGUUGAAUACCAGGUCAUAGCUGGGUCAGGACUGGAUGUUGGCUUUGCCCUCAUCUCACCCAGUGGAUACCGAUUAGUAUCUGACUUUAGGAGAUCUGAUGGCAUUCACAUGGUGGAUCCCACAGAGGAUGGAGACUACAGGUUGUGUUUUGACAACAGCUUCAGUAAACUGUCAGAGAAGAUGGUGUUCUUUGAGGUGAUCAUCCAUAGUCAGAGCAGCGGAGGUGGAGGGCGAGAUGAGCAAUGGGUGGAUGUGGCCACGCCAGAGAGCAUGGUGGAAUACAAACUGGAGGACAUCUUGGUGAGGAUAGACACUGUGUACUGGCACCUGGAGAGGAGCCGUCAGGUCCUGACUGUGCUGCGGGCCUUUGAGGCCAGGGACCGCUAUCUUCUGGAGGACAACCAGUGGCGGGUGUCCUUCUGGUCCUGCCUCAACCUGCUUGUCAUGCUCACCGUCGCUGCCACUCAAAUCUAUACCCUGCGAGGCCUCUUUGAUGACACCAAGCGGGUCUGCACAUAGCCACAACAAAACUGUUCCAUUAAUUUCCAGCCAAGAGUGCAGCGCCUACUUGAAAGUUUGACCCAAAAUCCUUAACCAACAUGUGCCUUGUGAGCGGAAUUUAGAGGUGUAGUUUACAUUUUUGUGAAACUGAUUCAUCAAGCACUAGGGACUUUUUUUAUUGUAGCCAUAAAGUUAUUGCUUUGAUGUUUUGUGACUUUGUGACAUCAACCUGAAAAUCACAUUUACAGUACUGUACUAUGCACAUACACACAGAUACAUACUGUAUAUACACAACAUAUCACAAAAUACCCACACAUAAAAUACUUAGAGCACUGAUAUUUGUUAAUAAUAUCAUUGGGCAAGUUAGAAACCACAGCUGUUCUCACUGGAAUGUUGUUUUAUUGAAUUUCAGAUACCACAUUCAUGACCCUAAGUUAUGUUUUAUCAAACCCAUAGCCAAAACAAACCAAGAUAAUAUCAGAAACCUCACCUCCUGAGUAUGCACUGUAAAAAAAAACAACUAUGUAGUACUAUUAUACUAAGCCUCAAGCUGUUAAAAAAAAAAACCCACAUCUUUAGUCUUUCCUGUGAUAAAAAAAGACAUGUAUUCACACACAGUCAUAUUGGUUAUCUCCCUGAUCAGUUUCUCCAUCUGGAGGUUAUAAAUAGGCAGAAAACAGUGAAGUCUUUUGGCUGAAACAUUCACUUCCUUUCCAGUC
Molecule: messenger RNA, 1613 nt
Organism: Morone saxatilis (striped sea-bass)
Lineage: Eukaryota; Metazoa; Chordata; Actinopteri; Moronidae
Gene: tmed1a
Product: transmembrane p24 trafficking protein 1a
Exons: 4
Coding region: 217-912 (231 amino acids)
Biological process (GO): endoplasmic reticulum to Golgi vesicle-mediated transport; Golgi organization; intracellular protein transport
Cellular component (GO): endoplasmic reticulum-Golgi intermediate compartment; Golgi apparatus; endoplasmic reticulum
Source: RefSeq, a predicted model, not a curated record